Heterostelium album PN500 is the source of this 1911-nucleotide messenger RNA. Its product is annotated as tetratricopeptide repeat protein. Bases 1 to 1911 code for a protein of 636 amino acids. NCBI's taxonomy places the organism in Eukaryota, Evosea, Eumycetozoa, Acytosteliales, Acytosteliaceae. Gene Ontology annotation, cellular component: endoplasmic reticulum. The record is from RefSeq and is a predicted model, not a curated record. Gene Ontology annotation, molecular function: protein binding; mannosyltransferase activity. The transcript has a single exon. Gene Ontology annotation, biological process: protein O-linked glycosylation via mannose.
AUGAAAAGAAAACAUGAUCAGAAUAAUAUCAGUUCAAAUGUUGAUAAUGAUGCGCUUCUCCAACCUGUAAUGGCAUUUGAUCAUGUUAAUAGGGAUCAACAAACAAUUGUGCUACCAUCAGGUGAAUCAACAACGAAAGAACAACUUUUAUUAAAAGUAAUCGAUCUUUAUCCAAGCUAUGCUAAUACUUAUUACCAGUUGGCAUUAAUACUUGAAUCCGAAAAUCGAUCAUCAAUCACACUUAAUAAUGGACAAUCAAUGACUACAGAACAAUUAUACUUGAAAUCAAUAGAGUAUGAUCCAACCAGUCACAGUUCUUAUUAUAACCUUGCAAAUACACUUUCAAAUGGUGAAUCAAUCAAACUUAAUAACGGACAAUCAAUGACAAAACAACAAUUAUACUUGAAGUCAAUAGAAUCUGAUCCAACCAAUUCCAAUCCAUAUUAUAACCUUGCAACGACACUUUCAAGAGGUGAAUCAAUCACACUUAAUAACGGACAAUCAAUGACAAAACAACAAUUAUACUUGAAAUCAAUAGAGUAUGAUCCAACCAGUCACAGUUCUUAUCAUAACCUUGCAAAUACACUUUCAAGAGGUGAAUCAAUCACACUUAAUAAUGGACAAUCAAUAACUGCACAACAACUAUUCUUGAAAUCAAUAGAAUAUGAACCAACAUAUUAUCUGUCAUACUACAGCCUUGCAAAUACACUUUCAAGAGGUGAAUCAAUCACACUUAAUAAUGGACAAUCAAUGACUGCACAACAAUUAUACUUGAAAUCAAUAGAGUAUGAUCCAACAUAUUCCAAUUCAUAUUACCAGUUGGCAUUAAUACUUAAAGCCGAAAAUCGAUCAUCAAUCACACUUAAUAAUGGACAAUCAAUGACUGCACAACAAUUAUACUUGAAAUCAAUAGAAUAUGAACCAACAUAUUAUCGGUCAUAUUAUAACCUUGCAAAUACACUUUCAAAUGGUGAACCAAUCACACUUAAUAAUGGACAAUCAAUGACAAAACAACAAUUAUACUUGAAGUCAAUAGAGUAUGAUCCAACCAGUCACAGUUCUUAUCAUAACCUUGCAACGACACUUUCAAGAGGUGAAUCAAUCACACUUAAUAACGGACAAUCAAUGACAAAACAACAAUUAUACUUGAAAUCAAUAGAAUGUGAUCCAACAUAUUUCAAUCCAUAUCAUAGCCUUGCAAUUACACUUUCAAGAGGUGAAUCGAUAACACUUAAUGAUGGAACAACAAUGACGAAACAACAACUAUUCUUGAAAUCAAUAGAAUGUGAUCCAACCAAUUCAUAUUUAUAUUAUAACCUUGCAACGAAACUUUCAAGAGGUGAAUCAAUCACACUUAAUAAUGGACAAUCAAUGACUGCACAACAAUUAUACUUGAAAUCAGUAGAAUAUGAACCAACAUAUUAUCGGUCAUAUUAUAACCUUGCAAAUACACUUUCAAAUGGUGAAUCAAUCACACUUAAUAAUGGACAAUCAAUGACUGCACAACAAUUAUACUUGAAAGCAAUAGAAUGUGAUCCAACCAAUUUUGAUUCGUAUGAUAAACUUUUAAUUAUACUUUCAAGAGGUGAAUCUAUCAUUCUUAAUAAUGGACAAUCAAUGACAAAACAACAAUUAUACUUGAAAUCUAUAGAAGGUGAUCCAAGCAAUUACUAUUUAUUUUGUAACCUUGCAAAUACACUAUCUCGGUAUGAAACAAUAACACUCCAUAAUGGUGUUCGAAUGACAAAACAACAACUAUUAUUGGAAUCACUAAGAAAAGGUCAUAGACGAAGUAUGGUUUACAAAUCGAUUGGACUAACUUUGCUGAACAACAAACAAACGAUUACACUUCCAAAUGGUGAACAAAUGUCGAGAAGACAACUGCUUCAAAAAGCAAGAGAAUUGUACUAA